Messenger RNA from Paramecium sonneborni, 1724 nucleotides. Lineage: Eukaryota; Ciliophora; Oligohymenophorea; Peniculida; Parameciidae. The record is from the annotation of a GenBank genome assembly.
AUGCAAAUAGAUUCAAGAAAGGGAUAAAACAAGUAAAAAUUUAUCUUUUAUAAGUUAAAAAGAAACUUACCUUAACUUUAGUAAUAGCCUAACAUAAAGUUUCGAUUCAUUCUAAUAGGCCACUACAAUCCUAUUAUCUAAAAAAGUUGAAAAAAUUAAACUCCUAUAUUCUUUAAUUAUAAAUUAAUUAGCAGCCAUAUUUAUAACAUUUAUUUUAGUAUACAGAAACUACUACUCUGAAGAAAUUUUUCAUUUUUUUACUUUUUUAGCAAUCUUGCUAUUCUCAAUAUUUGGAUGUACUUUAUAUUAAUUAAAAUUAAUUUUUGAUGCUGAAUAGAGAUUUAAAAAUAAUUCUUAGGAAUAUGAAUUAAAUUAGAAGAUCUAUGAAUGCACUAUUAAAUUUGUUUAUUUCUUUACCAAUCAAAAAAGUUUUACUACUAUUAAAAUGAUAUAUAUAUAUAAUUCAAUAGCAAUUUUACUUUUGUUGUAAAAAUUUUGCAUGAUUUAUUAAUAAGAUAACUUACAGAACUAAAAAAAUAUAGGGAUAUCACAUUUAAUACUUUAAAUGAUUGAUUAUCCACUACUCAGCGCUUUAUAUAUAUUAAGUUCGAUAAUAGCUUUUACUUUCAUAUUUUUUGAAAUUUUAAAAUUAAUUUAUUUUUUUAUCUUAGUUUAUAAUGAUAGUUCCAAUUUCAAUGAUUAGUACAGAAAUUCAAAUCUAAGUAUUUAUAUUAAAAAUAAUAAAUUUAGAAACUUCAAAUACAAUAGCCAAAGCUAAGAAAUUUUGCUUAUUAUCAAUUUUUUAUUAUCUAAACAAAUUGGUAUUUUUAUUUAUGAUGAUAAAUUCUACUCCAAAUUACACUUCUUAAAUUUUAAUUGGAUCAAAUAUAUUUUAUCAUUUGCUUAUGGUUCUAUUUGAGCUAUUCUUGUUUUCAUAAAUUUUUAAUAUUGAUUCAACAAUAAGAGAUACACAAACUCCUAUACAAAAUAAUAUAUACUUUGAUGAUCAUGUAAUUUUUAUUAAUUCAUUGUUAAGAAUCAAAAAUUUAAGAAAUAAACUAUUUCAAUUUUUUCUUGUAAUAAGUGUAAUUUUUACAAUUCAUGGGUGUAUUAUUUUCAAUAGUAGUAGAAUUAAUGGGAUAUAUAGUAGUUUUUUAUAUAAUACCUUUAUUUGGUUUGAUUGUGGUAUAUUUUAGUUAAUUAUUCUUGUGAAUCUGAUUUUUAAAUUUAUUAUUAUACAAUUUUUUCAAAAUUAAAGUUUUAAAGAUUAUUUUGAAAAUUAAGUAUAUGUUUUACAGGAUCAAUAAUUUAUCUCAACAGAUUAAUAAUCAAUUUAAAUAUCCCAUUUACAAUCCCCAAUUUCUAUUAAUCUGAUUGAAAAUAACUGUAGAAUUAAGGAAGAGAAUAAAAAUAGAAAUGACAUAAACUAAUUUCCUUAACGAAUCUUAGAAAUUAUUUAAUUCACAGUGGGAACUUGUAAAAUAUAACUAUUGAUUGUAUAAUUUGUUUAGAAUAAAUUACUCAUGGUUAAAACUCUAUAGUUUAAUUAAAAUGUCAUAGUUCACAUAUUUUCCAUGAAAAAUGCAUAAAAGAUUGGCUAAAAUAAAAUAAUAAGUGUCCACUUUGUAACUCAAUAUUUUUAAUAUAAUGAAAAUAUGAUUUCUUAUAAAUUUUAUAGAAUAUUUAUUAUUUUAAUAAUUACAUAAUUAAAUUUUUCAAUUUGA